AUGAGUAUGUCAAGGCUGCCCAACGGGCUCAUCUCAUUCGGCCCCGACGCCAACUGCACACUCGACACAUGUCCCCUCGAAGCGAGCAUUCUACGAUAUCAACCCAGCAUCCCCGCCAACGCAGUCUUCGCAGGCGUUUUCGGCUUAUCAUUAAUUACCCAUGCCUUCCAGGGCAUUCGGAUGCGGACAUGGGGGUUCAUGGCGAGCAUGAUCGCGGGGUGUAUACUCGAGAUUAUCGGAUACGUUGGACGUUUUAUUAUCCAUGAUAAUCCUUUUGACUUUAAUGGCUUUUUGAUGCAGAUUAUUUGUAUUACCGUUGCGCCAGUCUUCUUCUCUGCGGCCAUUUAUGUCUUGUUAUCCCAGGUUAUCAACCACGUCGACUCAAGCAUCUCUCGCUUCCCACCUCAGUACUUCUACUGGAUCUUCAUCCCCUCCGAUAUAAUCUCCCUCAUCCUCCAAGCUGUCGGCGGCGCCCUCUCCUGCGUCGCCUCAACCCAUAAAGAUGUCAAGACCGGCGAAGACAUCUCGCUAGCCGGCCUGAUCUUCCAAGUCGUCACCCUAAUCUGCUUCUGCGCCUUGUUCAUCGACUACGUUAUCAAGGCCUCGAAGUCGUCCUCGCGAAACCGUCUCGAUAAGCCGAUCGUGACGUUCCUUACCUUCCUGUUUGCUUCAACGAUAUUUAUUCUUAUUCGAUGCGGUUAUCGUAUUGCUGAGCUUGGACAAGGGUACUUUAGUGCUCUGUUCCGAGAUGAGGAUCUUUAUAUCGCUCUUGAAUCUUGUAUGAUGUGCAUUGCUGUUCUUCUUCUUAACGCCGGCCACCCCGGCUACGCUUUCCGCAAGAGACGGGAGUUCAGCGAGAAGAAUCAAGACCAAGACUUGCCUUAA
Messenger RNA from Fusarium coffeatum, 885 nucleotides. RefSeq lists its product as uncharacterized. The record is from RefSeq and is a predicted model, not a curated record. Gene Ontology annotation, cellular component: fungal-type vacuole; plasma membrane. The transcript is spliced from 4 exons. The coding region runs from base 1 to 885 and encodes 294 amino acids. NCBI's taxonomy places the organism in Eukaryota, Fungi, Ascomycota, Sordariomycetes, Hypocreales, Nectriaceae.